Molecule: messenger RNA, 3127 nt
Organism: Linum trigynum
Lineage: Eukaryota; Viridiplantae; Streptophyta; Magnoliopsida; Malpighiales; Linaceae
Source: the annotation of a GenBank genome assembly
CACCAUCAUCUUUCUUCCACUUUCGAACCGAUAGAGAGGCAGAGCAAGCGAAGUUCAGGGGUUUGUCGGGGGAAAAAUUCUCCAGCUCGAUUCUUGAGCUACAGUGAUCCAAAAAUCUCGUAAGUAAUGCCUAAUUCAUCCAUAUAGCGUGAUUUAUCGAUUUAGAGCUUUAAAACGAGUUUUUGGUUCAGGAAUUUCUUGAAUUCCCGAUAAGCCAAAUUAGGGUUUCGGAGUAUCCGGAAGCCGGAUUGAGCCCAAAUUUCAUAUACGAGCUUCCUGCAGCGAGGUAAUCAAUCCUCUAGUUCUAAUCCCUGAAUUUCGGCUAUUAUUUAUGCCGGGGUCCAAACCGCUGAAUUUAGCUCCGGCCAGGGUUUGAUGUGUUUUUAUCAAGAAUUUGACCCGAAGCCUAGAACUAAUAUUGACGGGGAUACUGCAGGGGAUAUUAGGACGGUCUCGGAUUUUAAUUCGGGGUUCGUUCGUGAAAUUGACGUUUUAGUACGGGAGGCUAGAACCGGUGUUUAAACGACCAGAACUGGUGAGGAAUUAGCACGGCAUACCGGGUUUGUCGUAUCACGAUAAUUAUAUUGAUGCUUAGAAUUGAUCUAGGUGAACUAGAAUGGCAUGAUUAGGGGUGUAUGAGCUUUUGUGCUAUAUGUUGAACCCUGGAUUGCUGUAUGAUAUUAUUGACUUGCCCUAAUCGAUAUGAACCUUGUUUAUGCUGAUGAUUUUGUAUAUGUUGCAAAUUGUGGGCUUGACUGUUAAUAUGCUUUACAAUGGUUCGAGAAGGUGAUUAGGUAUGAUUUUUCAUGAUUGUUGUAUUUGGAUGCACAAGUGGGAAAAUAUAUAUUCCCUGGUGAUAUUAUGAUGUUUAAGGAGGAUGACUUGCACGAGGGUUUAUCCCGAGGAAGUGCAAUUAUAUGACUCCUGAUUUACCUAUGUUGAGCCAAUUGUGGCCAGGUCAAGUACAUGUGCAAGUAACGAAUUAUGAUUAAGCAAGAUGAGAUAUGAAUCAUGUAUAAGGAUACCAAAUAUGAGUGUUGUGGUCUCACGGUCAACUACGUAGUAAUUAGGCUCCCUAUGCUAUAACUCUUUUAUGAUAUGUAUGAUAGUCACACCUCUCAUGUGGUGGUGACUGAAGAAUUCUCACGAGAUAUGACCACACCCAGAGUGGUGUCGGGGUAUGACUACACCCAUAGUAGUGUGGGGUAUGUAUGACCACAUCCGACGGGAUGUUGGGGUAUGUAUGACUUCAUCCGACGGGAUGUUGGGUAUGUUUCCCGGGAGAGUUAUUAGCAUGGGAGUAGCCAGGCGCCUAUAAGUAAAACAUGAUAAGAUGCAUAUGCAUAAGUCAAGGUGGUUGAGUCUUUUGCCUAUUGGGAUGUCGGAGGGCUGAGAUCUGAUCCUAGUGCUUUGGCUUGAUUGUUAGAUGUAUGGUAGGGGUAUGCUGGUUAUGAACUCACUAUGCGAUGAUUAUCUCACUCAGCUAUGAGCUGACCCUCUUUUAUUCUUCUUCUCUGCUUAUGCUAUGUGUAAGCAAAUCAUCAGCAGCAGCAGUAGAUAGGUGUAUAGGUGGGAGCUGAGCAAGAGUUGAAGGCAAGAUGAGGUAUGAUCUUCAACUACUCUGUGCUUGGACUACUACUCGGGAUUUGGGCCAGUGAUCCACACCUUUUUGUAAAAAUGUUUUGAGAACGUUUUUCAUGUGCAUACUAGCUUCUGAUGUAGUGUGAGAUAUCCACAGGUGUGGAAAGUUGAUGAUAUGUGUAUAUUUUUGUAAUUAUAUAAGUUGUGACGAUUAUGGCUUGUAUCAGCAUAGUAUGCAGUCGUGUAGUAUGAAACUGUGACUUUGGCUAUGAAAGCCAAUGCUUAUGGUUCAAUGGUUGUGAGUAUAUAUGUUUGUGAUGAAUUAUUUUGCAGGAUAAGUUGCAAGAACUGUUAGCCCAUUACGCGAGUAAUUCAUGUCGAAAUUUUAUUUAGGUAAAUUUUGAUAAUUAAUGUAACACCCGAGAUUAAUUCCGCUGCAAUUGUAUGAACAAUAUGAUUAGGCAAAACGUAUAGGGUAGGGUGUUACAGUACGUAUAGGAGCAUAUGGCAGAACAACUCUAUUUAAGCGAGACCAGAGAAAAGGGGUGGAAUUUUGGUCAUUGUUGGUGGAUCUUGAAAAGAUGCCAAAAAUUUCAUACCGUGAUAAUAAUGCCAUCUUCAAAUCAAAGCCGCAUGAGUCAAGGUUCUGAUGGUUCUCCCAUGGGUCGUGGUUAUCAAUCAACACCACAGACAGACCUCAAUGACACAGAAGGAGACGAAAAAACUCCACCAUUCGUCGGAGAAACUCCACCGUUCGUCGGAGAAACUCCACCGUUCGUCGAAGAAACUCCACCACUCGUCAUAUCUCGCCCUGCUGGACGCGACAAACAGAAGGCAGCUAAGGAGAAAGGAAAGGGGGUUGCCGAGUCAUGAGAGAGCUACACUGCUCAAUUGCUGGAGUAUGGAAGUGAUUUGAAGGAGAGGCAUGCUUUGAGGACUGAGUAUGAGCGAAGAAUGAUGGAAUUCCAAGAACAAAAAUCAAAGCGUGACCAAGAAAAGUGGGAAGUUGAGAAAAAAGAGAGGGAAGCAGCACUAUUUCGAAACAAUCUUGAUCUUAUUGAAAAGGACUUGUCGAAGUUGACACCAAGAAAGAGGAAGUUUUCCAAAAAUCAUCAAAACAUGCUCCUAGGGUAUGAUCAAGAUGAUCCCAACUCUGUUCCCGACUAUUCAUCCAACGCAAGUCAAACCGGAGGUGGAGAUGGAAAUGGAGCAGGAGAUGAAGGUGGAGGAGGAGAUGAAGGUGGAGGAGAUUACAGGAAUUACUAUUCCCUUCUGGGUGAUUAUUGACAUGUUAUGUGUUUCCUUUUUAUCAUUUCAAGUGUUGUCUGUUAUUUUUAAACUUUAUCAUUUUCAAGUGUUGUGUGUAAUAUUUAAGCUUUAUGAUUAACAAGUGUUGUGUGUAACCUAUGAAUUGUACCAUUUUAAUUAUUAUGUCAACUCGUUAAGCUUUAUCAUUUUCAAGUGUUGUGUGUAAACCCAAAUUAGGUCCAUAAUUUUUCGCCAAAAAAAAUUCGGUCUCAAAAUUUAACAAAAUUCUAUUGGAAAA